GCUAUUCGGGCAGCAUCGCAGCUGCUUCCUCCGCGCCUUUCUACACAGGUUCUUGCAACGCCGUUGCCUGCCCAUACGCAUCGACCGGUGCGAACGUUCCUGCUGGAUGCAAGUGCUAUGCCGGCUACGAGGGCAGUGUGACAGCCAAAACAGGCUCCCCGUUCUACACCUACAGCUGCAAGUCUGUGCUGGUUGGCGGCACCUUCGCCCUUCAUGCCACGGUCCACAAUCGCUUCCUGCGCAUGAACGGUGAGAACAUGGAGCGGACCUCGGCUAAG
Messenger RNA from Symbiodinium necroappetens, 278 nucleotides. The record is from the annotation of a GenBank genome assembly. Lineage: Eukaryota; Dinophyceae; Suessiales; Symbiodiniaceae.